AUGAGAUUUAGAAAAGCCUUAGGAAUUGAUCCAGUUGAGAGAUUGGAUCUAAUCUUUGAAGUCAAAGUCCUUGCAAGACCAAUAAGAGUAGCACGGAAGCACAUGGGCGAGUUGUGCUAUGGCAAUCGACGGCAGGGCAGGGUAGGGAAAGCGGGGCUUUGGCCGCUCGAUGGUUUCGAGUUGCCUAAAGGCUGGGUGCCCUCCUCUCCUGGGAGACCUACGAUCAGAAAGAAUAGUUGGUUACUAAAUGCUGGAAGUUCCCCUGUGGCUGCCAACUCAGCGCUGCUUAGCCCUCUGUUGCCGGAGGGGGAGCUUCCUUAG
Salvia miltiorrhiza (redroot sage) is the source of this 321-nucleotide messenger RNA. NCBI's taxonomy places the organism in Eukaryota, Viridiplantae, Streptophyta, Magnoliopsida, Lamiales, Lamiaceae. The record is from the annotation of a RefSeq genome assembly.